GCCUAGAGUCUGUGAGUGAGUCGAGUGUGGAUGAUGCAGAAGCAACGCUCUCCCUACACUGGCGGCGGCUUCAAUCUGCAGCAGCUGAAGGCGACCACGUUCAACAAGGCCGAGAUGGCCAAUGGAAGGCCGUUCCUGGCGCAGCUGGCGCACCAGGUGCAGGUGCAGCAGCGGCCGCAGCAUCAUCUGAGCGGCUCGCCCCCUCAGUCGAUGGGCUUCCUGCCCGGCAAGAAGACUCCGCACUCUGCCCAUGCUGCAUACGACCGCGGCCACGCCGCACCAGACCAUGGACCGUGCAUCGGCACCUCGCGCAGCUACAAUUCGAUCUCCAACUACAACGGCGCCUACGAGGGCGAACUGCCCAUAAACCUGAUCAAGAUGGGCAAUGCGCCGAUGACUGGCGACUGCUGUGGCAUGAGGCACUUGCCACAUGACGAGGGCCACAACGACAACAACACCCUGGACCACUUGGACAAAAUGGGCGGCAUGGGUCACAUGGACAUGGAGAAUAUGAACAGCAUGAGCAACGUGGGUCACAUGGGUCAUGGAGGUUAUGGGGCGCCCAUUGCGCACAUGGACAGCAUGGACAGCGGCAAGACUUAUCAGAGCGAUACGGAUUCGGAGACCGAGUACAGUCAGCAUAUGCAAAGCGUUGACGCCAUCAAUGGCGAGCCGACGCGUUGGCGUCGCGCCUUCGACUUCCUCAAGUCCGGGAUGCCGCCGCAUCGGCAGGAGCGCAUGGAGGCCGUGCUGCAACGUUGCUGCGAGAGCACCUUCUUCAACCAUCUGCUCCUGGUGCUGCAGCUGUUCAGCAUCCUGUUCGGCGGCCUGCUAAUGCAGAGCCUGCGCCUGGGCACCAAUCUCGGCCAGCUGAACUUUCGCCUAUGGCACUGCAAGUUCCAGCUGCGCACCUUCCAGCGCCAGCUGCUCUGGCGCAUGGCCAAUGCCAAGGGCAACGACGCCAUGCUCUUUCUGGGCGUGAUGCUCGUCUCGCCGUGGCUGUUCCUCCUCAGCCUGGUCGGAUUUUGCAUCUCGUUCGUGUUUCACUUCAAGGAAGGCGUCGGCAUCAUCCUACGCUAUCUGCGCGUACAGAUGCUCAACUAAA
This is a messenger RNA of Drosophila navojoa, 1105 nucleotides long. RefSeq lists its product as uncharacterized. Lineage: Eukaryota; Metazoa; Arthropoda; Insecta; Diptera; Drosophilidae. The record is from RefSeq and is a predicted model, not a curated record.